CAGUCGCGUCGGCUUUGAGGAAACCCGCGUCUCGCCAGCUCUGAUUUAUAGUUUGCUGCAUUGCAUGGUGGAUUUUGUCGAUGAGUUUCUUAGUUUGUGCCAUGUAGCAGAAGUCGUCGAAGUGCAUUGAGGUGUUGUAGUCUUUUCUCUUUUGUUUGACGGGGGUUGGAUCGGUCUGUGUUGAGUUUUUCAUCAAGAGAGCCAGAGGGAAGAGAUGUCAAUAAAACUUAUUUUUGGUGUGAGAAGGGAAGGAUCCGAUACACGGAAAAAGGCUUAUUGACAACUUUUCUGUGACUGACGGGUUGUGUGAAAAUUGGAAAAUCGGGUAGUGCAGCUUUCUUUCUGUGGUCCUAGUAAUAAGGAGUGAUGUAUUGACGUAUAGCCUGAUUGGUAUAAAACGCAGUCCCUCUAUUAUUUCGACAGUCAAACGGCAUUAAACUCUUGAAUUGUAGGUCAAUUUGAAUAAGAUUAACGAACGAAAUGAUAUUCACUCUGCAGUUUCCCUGUUUUUAGAAUCUAAUCAAUUGUAUAAUAGAAAACAAUAUUGGGUAAUCUGCAAUCUCAAUUUCAAAACUUCAUUGUGACGCAACGAUCUAAAAUGAAUUCGUUUGUGCCAUUAGUGAAGAAGAAUGAUGAAAAUCCUUGAAAUGAAAACUUUGACUUGUAUUUUCAAAUCAUUAGAUUUGCAAUGUUCUUAAAAUAUAAAAACUCGUACUGCAGGCUAAUCCAAAACUAGAACUCUCAAAAAGAAAUCUCUAUAGACUGAUAAAGUCGUCUCGUACAACAUUUAGGUAACGUCCUAUUCGCAACUAAGACUUUGUUUAUUCAUCUGAAAUCGGAAAAUGCCGAUCGAGUGUAAAAGCUCGAUGUAAACGGAAGGUAAAAGUGUCACGUCCUUCUCAUCAUCGCUCGACAGUGCAAGUGCAGCGAAGUGGCUCGCCGCUCAGAACUAGUUCUCUCCAUCAUCGACUAACUUGUGCCAAAAGAACCGAGAUAAAAGGAAAAAAAAUCUGUGUACAUUCUCUCGCCUGCAAUACGUGCCUGACCUAGGAUAUAAUAUCUUGCGUCAUCAAGGUCGUGGGUACACAUCACGUGACUUGUGUGCGAAUCAAGCAGUAUUUUCCGACCGGAAAUUCGAAGCGUUAUUAACGCUGGAUGGCGUCGAUGAGGAAAAUAGCUGCCGGUUGUUAUAAUGGAACAGGGUUUUAACGACGAUGGUGGUCGUGACGUCAACGGUUGAGGCUCCCCCUGUCCCCAUCAACAGUGCAGCCGCCGCUGCAGUCGAGGACUUCUCGAAAGAUACUCUCGGAAGGUUGCGUAUUCGGUACGUGAUGCCGGCAGCGCAUCUGACGCUGCGCGAGGAGGACGUGGUCCGGCUGACCCUCGAGUUCCUGCACAGCCGCGACCUCCACAUCUCGCAGCUGUCCCUCGAGCGAGAGACCGGCGUCAUCAAUGGCCAGUACAGCGACGACGUUCUCUUUCUGCGCCAGCUCAUCCUCGACGGCCAAUGGGAUGACGUGCUCGAGUUUAUACAGCCUCUCGAGACCCUGCCCGACUUCGAUAUGCGUAGAUUCACCUACUCUAUACUCAGGCACAAAUACGUAGAGCUGCUGUGCAUAAAGUCCGAAGCGAACAUCAUCGGCACGGGGACCAACGGCAGCGUCGACAAUGCCGUCGAGGAGGUGGUAAAAGUUCUGAGUGAUCUCGAGAAGUUUGCCCCAACGAAGGACGAGUACAGUAGUUUGUGCCUCCUACUCACUCUGCCGAGGCUCACCGAUCACCUGCAGUACAAGGAAUGGAACCCCAGUAAUGCCCGAGUGCAGUGCUUCCGCGAAGUCUAUCCUCUGGUGGAGAAGUUUCUGCCCGGGGACAGGAAAAGCAGCGAUCCAAAUCACCCGUUUACUGUGGCGAAGAAUGACCGACUGAUACAGCUCAUUAUCAAGGGAAUAUUGUAUGAAUCGUGCGUGAAUUACUGUCAGGCCAAAGCUACGGGCUCUAAGGAGAGCGAACAGGUGGAGAUGAGCUUUUCAAGACUGCUAGACGGCUCGGUGGGUUUCAGCGAUUCGGAUCUCAGCCUACUCUCCUGGCUGCAGUCCAUCCCACCGGAAACUUUCGCCGUACCGUUCGCCCAGCGUACUCUCAACGUAGACGUGGAGAGACUGGAGAGGCCAUCGCUCGAGACCUCCUGGACCGAGCACAUGCUCAUCACACCUAUCAAGCCAAAGACCUUCCCACACAGCGCGAUGCCUUUCACGAGACCCAGAUCCGCCGCCGACAUGAUGUCCAGAAGUCUGGUGCCAGCUCUUGAAGCUGGCUUCGGACCCAGGAGUCCUGGACCCAGACACAUGAAUAUACCGUCGGCUGCGCUGAUGGCACUGUCAACAGGGGAUAUCAACAACCCUAUGAUGUCUAGGAGCUCUUUUGCCAGCUUCCAUUUGACCGGGUUCAAGAAUAAUAAGCUGAUGAAUACGAGUGUCGAUAGGUUGUUCGAGAACGAGGGCGAUGUGUUUCUGAGCUCGAGUUACGCGGAGUUCCAGCAGCUGCCCUCGAUACAAGAGACUAUCAAUUCAACGGCUCAACCUAAGGCGCCGCCGAGGAUAAGGGGACACUCCAAGAGCCCGGAAGGUGUCAAAGCAGACCCAUCGGCAGCCUCGACUCCAGAGCGUCGUCUUCCAGGGCGAGAGUCACCUGCGCCUUCUACGGCACGAAGUUCUCGGCGCGAUUCUUUGGCGGAUAAACCAACGGGUGUCGUACAGGGGAAAAUCGCUGAGCCCACUCCCGCUAGACCUAUCGUCCCUGGAGCUGGUGACCAGACACCACAGUCGCCACAGCCACAGCCACAGCAACAGCAAAACCUGGAACAAAGCUACAAUGGUGAUCUAUUUAAAGAAUACCAGAAACAGAAGCAGCGUUUGCAGGAGACGAUACAACAAAAGGAAAAGGAAAGAGACGAGCUGGUGAGGCAGCUGUCAGCUGCGCCGCUGUCCUCGCAGGCGAUCAACAAUCGAUUGCAGAGUGAAAGUAUAAAGCAGCCAUUAAGCAAAGGACAAUCACCGGUGCACUCGAUCACACCCGCGAGGUCCGGCAUGCAGUCACCGAAACCAACGACCAACGGCUCCGAUAAGCUAACGAGGCAAAACUCAACGUCGUCGAAUUUCGACGCGAGAAUACACGAAGGGCAUUACGACAUCGUUAAACCAUUUAAGCAAGAGCCAAGGCCUGACCUAGACACCAGCAACGGCAGCAGUGGUUCUGGUCGUCCGAAAUUUGUAGCUGUCACGGCCCUCGAAGAUGUGCAGGCAGUGCGUUGCGCAGAAUUCCAUCCGCACGGCAAGCUCUAUGCUGUCGGCUCAAAUUCCAAGACGCUGCGGAUAUGCGCGUAUCCCAAACUCCAUGACGUUCGGGAAGACCAUCAGACAUAUCAGCCGACGGUUCUCUUCAAGAGAACGAAACAUCACAAGGGUUCGAUAUACUGUCUGGCCUGGACGCCGGACGGUCAGCUUAUGGCUACCGGAAGCAACGACAAAACUGUGAAGCUCAUGCGAUUCAACGCUGACAAUUCUAAUCUUGAAGGCCAAGAAGUCGAGCUUACGAUGCACGAUGGCACAGUGCGCGAUCUUUGCUUCCUCGAAGACACAUCGAACAAAUCCAGUCUUUUGAUUAGUGGUGGCGCAGGCGACUGCAAAAUCUACGUUACCGACUGCGCCACAGGCACUCCCUUCCAGGCUCUAAGUGGUCACAGUGGACAUGUGCUGACCCUUUACAAUUGGGGCGGCGCUAUGUUUGUCAGCGGUUCUCAGGACAAGACAGUGCGAUUCUGGGAUUUAAGGACACGUGGCUGUGUUAACAUGCACACACCAGCCACCGUCCCUGGUAGUAGGGUUGGUAGUCCAGUGGCUGCACUCUGCGUUGAUCCAUCAGGUCGACUGCUUGUUUCUGGUCACGAGGACAGCAGCUGCGUCCUUUACGACAUUCGUGGCGGCAGGACGGUGCAGUGUUUUAAACCUCAUGCUGCCGAUAUAAGAAGUAUCCGAUUCUCGCCGUCAGCUUACUAUCUUCUCACUGGAGGUUAUGACAACAAACUCGUACUCACAGAUCUGCAGGGUGACUUAACGAUGCCUCUACCGAGUGUCGUCGUUGCUCAGCAUCAGGACAAGGUCAUAUCAGGUCGCUGGCACCCGACAGAGUUCUCGUUUCUUAGUACCUCCGCCGACAAGACAGCGACGCUUUGGGCAUUGCCGCCGGUCUAAUUCACUAGCACUCAUCGUUUUGUUUGUAAAUUUAACGAUUAUUUGUUAAGAACUUCUGUUUUUUCUUUCGUCGCGAAUUCAUGAUUAACUCAAAUUUAUAAAUAUUGUAAUUCAUGAGAGAUGAAAAAAUGAGCGAACGAAAAAAAGUUAUAACGUGUGAUACUCCUGGAAGAAAUGAACAAUGCUGGCGCUCGCAAAGCAGCGCUCUAUUGUAAUCUGAUGUUUUGUAAAGAAAUUCGUUUCUGCUUUUGUUACGAAUGAUGAAUAUUUCUACGCAAUUUUCUAACAGGAAUUUUUCAAAAUUUUUAAUAAAUUUUGAAGAAUUUAAUAUCUUUGAUGAUAUUAUUUUUUACGAAUGCUAUUAAAUUUGUUAAGUCAAGUUUAGAUUAUAUAAUAAAUCCGUUAUGGUAUGUUUAAAAACAAUGAUAAAGCUUAUUUUCAAAAAUUUCAUUAAAUAUUUAUAUUUCUUUAGAUAAGAUGUUCAUAAUGCGUUAAUAAUUUGCAUACAGGGUAAGAAGUAAAAUACGCGAUUUUUACUUCAAACGAGUUAUUAUCAUCCCUGAUUUAUUCUAAUUUAUUAUAACAUACAUUUUAGCUACAAAUUAUUCAACUCUUUUUCUUCAAUCGUUGACUCUUAUGGCUUUAAAUACAAGAAGGGAUAAAUUAUAAAAGUUUUUUAAACUUCGUUUUAUCUAAAAAAUUAAAAUGAACACUAUUUAUAUAUUACUUUCAAUUAAAUUAAAUCUGUUGGAGGUCGAAAAAUUAAUGUUAAUAAAAUAAAAAAAGUAUUAAGAAAAGUAGGCAUCAUCGAAUCGAUUACCAUGUUUAUAUACAGCAACAUUUCAAAAUAAAAUAUUUUAUGUUUUCGCUCGCUAAUUAACCAUGACCAAUUUAAACAAAGAAAAAAGUAGGUACUAGCGAUUUGAAGAGGUUUUAAAUAAAUGCGCGAUGGAAGAGAUUAAAAACAGACACAAAAGGGUAUUGUGCGACUGGUAAAUUUAUAUUACUGCAACCACGCCGAUUUGUUUUAAUAUUUAAUUUAACGAACGUUAAAAGAAAAACUACCGAACGUACAUCGUAAAAUCCAAAAAUUGGUUUUUGACUGUUAAUUUUAGAUAGUUACUUUAGUUUGCUAUUGAUAAAUUUAAAACAAACAAUUAGCUUUAUAUUAAACUAUCUAAAAUUGACAAUCUGAGAACAAUUUAGCCUUGUACUUGUAUUUUUUAAGCAUUGAAUAUUGCUACAAGAGAUAUUUAUAAAAUGUAGUGUUUGAACAAACAAGAAACCGUUAUUUCGAAGUAAUACAAUCGAGCGUCAAAAAGACGAGAAUCAUAAGACUGGUUGGUCAUCAUCUUUGAUCGAGACAGGACAAUGUUGAAAUUUUUGAUGGAACGGUUAAACACUCUUGUUUUAGAGAGCUUGUCCCGGUUAUUGAUAAUUUAUAAAAAAAAUCCCUUUGUGUCUUACACAUGCUAUGUUAUUUUUAAUCGUCAUUAAUUAUUAAAUAGUUAAUCGAUCAGUUUAUUUCGCAUGUAAAUAUGUUAGUGCUUAGGCUUAAGAAACGUUUCAUUAAAGCGACAGUUAGAAAAUACGUACUUGUGUACAGUAUAGGUGUAUCGUUUUCUGUAAAGGAAGAAAGCCUAUUACGAGGAGUAUAUCAACUACUCAUUUGUCUACCUAAGUCAAGUCAAACUUUAUUUUUCGUUUUCGAUUUUUUGUAGCGUCAAGUAAACUUUUUGUAGCUUGUUGGUACGCAAUUGAAAUAAAACGAGAUUUUUAGCGCUUUAAUGUGGUUAACGCAUAAUCUUCUAAUUUAGCCAAAUGCAUGGAAUAAACCCACUAGUAGAGUAACAGGCAAAUUUAAUUCAUAUUCGUAUAAGACCAACGUUUUUAUUUGAAAUACCAAUAGAAGAAGACAAACCAUAAUUUUUGUUUUCUAGAAAGUGUCGGUUUUAAUUAACAUUUAUAGAAAUGCAUUAAAAAAUGUUGUUCAAUAAUUAAUAUACAGUGUAUACAAUUAAAUUGAAAUUCGUUUGUCGAGGUGACUGAAUGCUUUACUGUUACGCGUACCUUAUUGAAAUACGAUUUCAUAGUUACUGCAGAUUCAUUGAGUUAAGUAGAUCAUAGAUCGAAUGAUGAAUUUGUUUGACUUCCAAAUAGGAUAUUUACGCCAAAUUAUUUAUACAGGUAGAAAAUAUUGUACACGUAGGUAAAUAUCAGUAUAAAAAUAUAAACGUUUGUGCCCACUUAUAUGUAAGCGUAUAGAAGAACCGAUGAACAAACAAUUAAAAAAAUGCAAAAAAUAAAAAAAAAACGUAUAAACUAAUAUACUUACCAAUUUCUCGCAUAGAAAGUCUGUAGCGACUUUGAUACAGUGUGGUUAGCAAGCAUUGUGAAAGGUACUGGAGAAAAGAGUACAAAGCCGCAAAGAAAAAAUAAAUGCGAGAUCAUACGUAACUUUUAAAGCGAAUAAAAACAUUAUAUAUAAUCCGUUAUACCUUGAGAAAGAUCCUUAUCAGCAUAAUACGUAAAACUUUUGACAAAUCGAUCGGAUACUUAUUGUUUUAUAUUUCUAAAGUCUAUACAUUUUUAUUUCUUUGAAAUAUAAUUUUUCAUGUCUAAUAAAGUUUUAUUUAAAUAUUUACUUGAUUAUUCUCAAUUGGAUAGAUUUAUAAAACGAAAUCUAUAUACCUUUAUCAGUAUCUGAAAACAUCAUAUAAAAUACAAACGAAUCUAAAUAUCUCAUAAAUGAGAGAGCGAGAAUCAAUGUACGGUGUACCAAGGAACUGUUAAUUUACCUCCGACAGUGUGAAGUCGCACCUGGCGCCUAGAGCGCUGAUUUAAUUUUUUUACGAGUGUGUGAUGAAAAGUUAUUGAAAUCUUUCGUCCCAUCGAGGGACAGAGAUACGAGUAGUGAAAAGGAAGGAGCAUCCGCUUUUUGCGUAGCAAUUUGUCGUGCCUUCUGUCGUGGCUGCUUUCGGCGAUUUGCGAUUUAUUUUUGUAUCUCAAUCUUUUAGUCCCUCUUUCAAAUUUUACACACGAAUGGACUUAUACAUAUAAAUACAUAUAUCCACAUCGCCAAAAAUCUAUUCAGCCCCUAUCUCACCUUCCUUUCCCGACAAUUCCUUCCUCUCCGUGAACACUCCAAGUAAGGUAGACGAAAAAAUCGUGCAUGCAUAUCAGCAUGAUAUUCAAAUUUUGCAAACAUGAAUAUACUGAUACGUGAAACGUUGGAGAGGAGAUUUAUAAACACAGACGAGUCAUUUAUUGCAAGAUUGCGCUGACAACGUAUGACUUACAACUUUGUACUUUUUCUGUAGAUAUGACAUGAUAUGUAACAUUGUCACAUUUAAUUUAAACAAUAAACCUUGCAUUAUUUAAAAUA
Messenger RNA from Nasonia vitripennis (jewel wasp), 7635 nucleotides. RefSeq names its product WD repeat-containing protein 47. Gene Ontology annotation, molecular function: protein binding. The coding region runs from base 1215 to 4250 and encodes 1011 amino acids. The record is from RefSeq and is a predicted model, not a curated record. NCBI's taxonomy places the organism in Eukaryota, Metazoa, Arthropoda, Insecta, Hymenoptera, Pteromalidae. The transcript has 13 exons.